Molecule: messenger RNA, 1238 nt
Organism: Pollicipes pollicipes
Lineage: Eukaryota; Metazoa; Arthropoda; Thecostraca; Pollicipedomorpha; Pollicipedidae
Product: NPC intracellular cholesterol transporter 2
Exons: 4
Coding region: 10-450 (146 amino acids)
Biological process (GO): sterol transport
Molecular function (GO): sterol binding
Source: RefSeq, a predicted model, not a curated record
GUCGUCGCCAUGCCGCCCCUCCGCUGCUGUCUGCUGCUCGCGCUGCUGGCGGCCGCCGCCGGCCAAUCCCCCGCCAAGUGUGGGACCAACAGACAAGAUGUGCGGGUAGACAACUGCGGAGGAAAGAUCUGCACCCUUCGUCGCGGCACCAGCACUGGAAUCACCAUCACAUUCCGCCCCGAUAAACCGCACCAACGGCUCAAGACGAAGGUGUCGGGCGUGGUGUUCGGGUUGGAAGUGCCGUUCGCCGGCGUGCCAUCGAACGCGUGCGGUUCGCUCGUGCAGGGCAACUGCCCCCUGCAGCAAGGCCAGCAGUACGUCUACCGCGCCGAGAUCCCCGUCCACAACAACUACCCGGCGAUCCCGAACGUGCAGGUCAGGUACCUGCUGGUGGACGCCGACACCAACGAGGUGGUGACCUGCGCCCUGAUCCGGGUGAAAAUCCGCUAGCGGGCGGAGAAAGGCCCCCGCAGAGGAGGCCCCGCAGAGGACGCCCCGCAGGCGUGCCCGGAUCGUAUUCGGACCAUGCCACCCCCGCCCUGACACCGCACUGGCUGCACGAGUGGAGCAACGCGAGUGUAAAGGAGUAGAGAGAGAGAGAGACAGAGAGAGAGAGAGAGAGAGAGAGAGAGCGAAAAGGGGGGGGGGGGCUUAACAAUGUCGCUGCUGUAGAGUUAGACAUGUGUGAGGUAUGCUUUCCACGUUACCUGGUGGUCACGGGUAACGGAAAAGGAACUUGGUCGUUCACCCGAGUUCUUGCAUUUAAGUGACUGAUAGCUGCCCCACAAGGUCACCGACUGUUUUACCUGAAUUGAUGUUGGUGCAGUUCACGCAAGAGGUUCCGUUAUUUUGUUGAUCAUUUGCAAAGAGUUUUUCGAACCGUCCAUGGCAAAUUCGUGUCGUUUCUUGGCACGGCGCCAAGCCGUGUCAAAGGGAUCGUUGCCCCUAGUUAUUUGACAUGCAACCUGCUGCAGUUCAGCACUUCUAAUUGGGCGCUAUGCAGCCCACGAAGGGUCAAAUGGAACAUUUUACACUUAAGGUGUGAGAACGAACACUUUCAGAGGUUACUAUGUCCUGCUGCUGCUAAGAAACGCUGAUUGGAACACAUGCCUGUCUCUACUGAGGCGUAAUCAUAUGUGCUGUAUGUGUACGUGCGGCGAUGUUUGUGCACACUGGCUCAAAUACACAUGCACUGUUAACGCAUGAACCCAAUGGCAAUGGAUUAAAUAUGAUCUCCA